Molecule: messenger RNA, 2030 nt
Organism: Schizophyllum commune H4-8
Lineage: Eukaryota; Fungi; Basidiomycota; Agaricomycetes; Agaricales; Schizophyllaceae
Product: MFS general substrate transporter
Exons: 4
Coding region: 374-1915 (513 amino acids)
Biological process (GO): transmembrane transport
Cellular component (GO): membrane
Molecular function (GO): transmembrane transporter activity
Source: RefSeq, a predicted model, not a curated record
CGUGCUUCCAAACACCCUUCCUCUCGCCGUUGCCCUGCCGCGUGAUUAGGCGCACCAUGCCUAGCCGGAAUGGCCCCCAUGUGGGGACCCAUAUACCUCGGGGAUGCAGAUAGCAACUGGCCGACCCAAAUUUGAAGCUCUGCUCAGGAUGAAGACUAACCAACACUCAGUACAGACGCAGCGCACGUCGUACAGCAGGCAAUCCGGGAAGUAGACCCAGCGCCAGGUCACAUAUUCGUCGUAGCGCGCCGGGAAGGCUGAAGGAACCGCGGCGCGCCGUCCUGUAUUCAGCGGCCAAUCAGCACGAUACGCGCUCCCACACCGAUCCUCCAUCAAACAGCCGCCGGCGACCGUCCCUAUAACUCGCUCGAGGAUGACUCAGACGCACCUUCCCUCCUCCCCCCCCAUCUCCCCGGACACCAUGGCGUCCACCAGCCUGAUGCCAAAUGUCCUCGACCUCGUCGACAGGAAGGACAGUUCGUGGUCGCACUCCACGCUUGCGCGCCUCUCGAGGGAGUCGCUGGCGAAAGACCCCGCGACCGAACGCACGUCCCCCGUACCAGAUCCUGAGAGCGGGGCGGGGGAUGAGACGGAGGUUACGCAUACGCAGGCGCUGGAGGACGUCGCGGACGAGUUCCGCCUACCGGACUUGUGGUCGCUGGUCGUGGUGAUCGGGGGAAAUGUCAUGUUCCAGCUCGCAUUCUUCAUCAUCGUGUCCUCCGCGUCCUCGUACGCGGAGUCAUUGGGCGGUACGGCCUUGUUCUCCGGUCUCGCCAUCGGAAUCCCCCCAGCCGUAUCCGCAAUGCUGCUCUUCCCCCUCACGCGCAUAGAUGGAGGCAAGUACCGGAUGCCCUUCAACCUGGCCUACAUAUCCAGCGCCUUCGGUUGCAUGCUCUACGGUCUGGCAUACAAGGCCAACUUCCUGUAUUUGAUCCUCAUCGGCCGCAUCGUGAGCGGCGUGGGCUUCGUCGCAUUCAUGUACUCUAAGCGCUACGUGACGGACCAGCGCAUCGUCGGCAUCCGCCGGCGGACCACGCUCGGCUCGUACCUUGUCCUCGGACAGGGCAUUGGCUUCAGCCUCGGCCCCUUCCUCGGCGGUGUUCUCUACAAGUUCGUUGGCUUUCAGGAUGGCACCGAAGGCUUCCGCAGCUCACAUGCGAACGACGUCUGGAAUGGCUACACGUCGCCGGGUUGGGUGAUGGCCUGCGCUUGGAUCGCGUUCGCCAUCUUCGCGUACUUCAAGUUCGUCGACGUCAAAGAUGCCCCUGCCGCGGUCGAGCUGCACCACCCCGCCAGCCCGCCUCGGCGCACGCCGCCGCAGGUCAAGAUGGGGCUCCGCCAGUGGGGCGUCAUCAUCACCAUGAUGUACUGGUCCAUGACCUGUUUCCACAUCCUCGGCGCCUGGGAGGCCAACAUCCCCAUCUUCACCGCCGCCGAACUCGGCUACUCCCCCUACGCCGCCGGCAACUUCAUCGCGCUCGGCGGCGUCGCCACCAUUCCCUUCCUCCUCGCCAACACCCGCUACUCGCGCAAGUUCCAGGACCGCACGAUCCUCGCGACCGGUUCUGCCCUGGGUCUCGCAGGCGUGCUCAUCGCGAUGGCGCUGGUCUCUACCGAUAGGGUUUCGUUCGGCCCGUACUUUGUGUGCUGGUUCUUGAUUGCGCUGGGCUUCAAUUUGGCAAGUACGUGCACGGUGGCGUUGCUUUCGAAGCAGUUCCCGCCGGAGUGGAAUGGCAGGCUGUCGAUGGCGAUUCAGUAUAGUAACUAUACGGGGCGUGUGUCGGGAGCGCUGUUGGGUGGUGCGGGUGUCAGUAUGGGGAUGAAGAACUUCAUCGGAGUUCAGCUCGCGAUAAUUGGCUUCGGUGCAACCCUGUACUUGACGCUGUGGAGGGAGCUGAAGGCGAAGACAGGUUGAUUGAAGCAAAAGUAAACUCUGCUACGACCUUGCUAGAUAGAUGUACUGUUCAACUCAGUAGAUACAAGGGUGUGCAUGCAAGUAGAGGUUUCAUUUGCCUGGACUUCACUCCUUC